Messenger RNA from Cantharellus anzutake, 1458 nucleotides. RefSeq lists its product as uncharacterized. The record is from RefSeq and is a predicted model, not a curated record. Gene Ontology annotation, molecular function: tRNA binding. Gene Ontology annotation, cellular component: cytosolic tRNA wobble base thiouridylase complex; mitochondrion. The coding region runs from base 42 to 1142 and encodes 366 amino acids. Gene Ontology annotation, biological process: tRNA wobble position uridine thiolation. The transcript is spliced from 7 exons. Lineage: Eukaryota; Fungi; Basidiomycota; Agaricomycetes; Cantharellales; Hydnaceae.
GAUUUACACGUGACACCAGCGUGUGAACUUCUGAAUUGGACAUGGCUCCAAAACUCUGUGCUCUGUGCUCUGAAACACGCGCGAUCAUCAGACGACCAAAGACUGGGCAGCAAGUAUGCAAGGAGUGUUUUUUCUGGGUGUUUGAGACAGAAAUCCACAAUACUAUCAUUGCUGCAGAGCUAUUCCAUCCUGGAGAUCGCGUCGCAAUUGGAGCAUCAGGAGGAAAAGACUCCACUGUACUAGCAUAUGUAAUGAAAACACUUAAUGACCGGUAUAAUUAUGGGUUGGAGUUAGUCUUGCUCUCCAUCGAUGAAGGAAUCACUGGGUAUCGGGAUGACUCUCUCGAAACUGUGAAAAGGAACCAAGUACAAUAUGGUUUGCCACUGAAGAUUCUGAGCUACGAUGAACUGUACGGAUGGACGAUGGACCGCAUCGUCCAGCAAAUUGGUCGCAAAAACAACUGCACAUUCUGCGGUGUUUUCCGUCGACAAGCUUUAGAUAGAGGUGCCGCGGCCUUAGGAGUGGAUCAUAUCGUUACUGGUCAUAAUGCAGAUGACAUCGCAGAGACCAUUUUGAUGAACAUCAUGAGGGGAGACAUUGCUCGCCUUGGCCGGUGUACCCAGAUAUCCACAGCGGGUGAAGACACUAUUAGGCGGUCCAAGCCUUUUAAAUACGCUUACGAGAAGGAAAUUGUGAUGUAUGCGUACUUCAAGAAGUUAGAUUACUUCUCCACCGAGUGCAUAUAUUCGCCUGAUGCAUACCGUGGUCACGCCCGAGCUUACUUGAAGGAUCUCGAGGCGAUAAGACCGAGCGUCAUUAUUGACAUAAUAUACUCCGGUGAGGCUUUGCAAGUCCAGGAGGACGUCAAGAUAAAACCGCAACGCACUUGUUUGCGAUGCGGUUAUAUUUCCAGCAACGAGAUAUGUAAGGCUUGUACUCUUUUGGAGGGAUUAGAGCGGGGCACCGCUGGCGCAGGAGUUAAGGACUGCAGCCCGGGAAGCACAGAGUCUUCAGAUGGUUUACGAACUAUUCCGAAGUUCCAGAUGCCCCGGAAACGCUCCGGACAUAAAAGUAUUCCAUUAGGUGAAGCAACAACGGCCAAUGACAACAUAGAUGUUAAGAAAAUGUCAAUGGACUGGUGAUCAGACAAUCACGACGCUCCCGUCCAAUCCACUUUCAGGGUUGUCUGCGCCCUCUCUCCUCCCAUCCCGGGCUUCGAAUGUCUCGCAAAGCCCAUCAAUCCUUUCGAGCAAUCUUCCUGCGACAACUGACAUUUCUGUAUGUCCGUCAGUGCGGGACACGUUGACAAAUUCAUUCCCGAGUCGAUCCGUCUGCGCGUCGAGGCGUGGAGCAGAGGAAGAAGGAGGGAGAUGGUCAAUAGGGGCUAGCGAAGCAUGAGUUGCGGAGAUUGCUCCUUUCCGUGCCUGUCCCGGAUGAUUUGGAGAGCCCAUCCAUCGA